CUCACAUAAAAAGCUGCCCAUUGUCUACUGCAGCCGCUAUUUGACUCCCCUCACGUCUGCAGACCCUCGUUCACAUCCACAGGAGCCCGACAGACUUGCAGCGAUGAAUCCCAAAGGGGAUAAGCCGAAGUCGAAGAUUACAGCUUCUCGCAAGCUCUCCCUCAAGAUGCUUCUCCUCACAAGAGCCUGUGAGGAUUUGGAGAGAGAGAGGCAGGACAGGGAGGAAGAGAAAAUCCGCUAUCUCGGAGAGAAGUUGCCCCCUUUGCAACUUUCCGGAUUGUCCCUGGAAGAGCUAAAAAAUAUGUGCAAGCAGCUAUAUUCUCAAAUUGAUGUCGUGGAUGAGGAGAGGUAUGACUGUGAAUACAAAGUGGGCAAGCACAACAAAGAUAUCCAUGAGCUGAAGUUGAAAGUACAGGACCUCGGAGGCAAGUUCAAAAAGCCUGCCCUGAGGAAGGUGAGGGUGUCAGCAGACGAGAUGAUGAGAGCUCUCCUGGGCUCCAAACACAAGGGCUCCAUGGACCUCAGAUCCAACCUUAAGUCUGUGAAGAAGGAGGACGUCAAACAGGACAAGGUGCUUACGACUGAAGUGGGUGAUUGGCGUAAGAACGUGGAGGCCAUGUCGGGCAUGGAGGGCCGCAAGAAGAUGUUCGAUACAGGUGGCGGAGCACAGUGAUCAAUUAAAGGCAGGGAAAAGGAAUCUGUCUAGAUAGAAAUAUGGAAUAAGUAUCCAAAGGGUAAUUUACAUUAUGUAGGAAUUAAGAAUAAUGCCAAAAGCUUGUAUAACCCCCAGUUCAUCAGCUGUGUCUCCAUUCCCUUGAUGACCAUUUUCUAAACAAAGACUCAAAGUGUAGGACGAGAAAAGACCCAAAGUUUUUAUUACUAGAGUUUCCUUUUUGUUUUGUUUUUCUUAUGACAUCGUUAGACAUUUAAAGUGGAUGAAUAAACAGUUUCAGUCGUU
Paralichthys olivaceus (Japanese flounder) is the source of this 958-nucleotide messenger RNA. Its product is annotated as troponin I, slow skeletal muscle-like. Gene Ontology annotation, cellular component: troponin complex. Lineage: Eukaryota; Metazoa; Chordata; Actinopteri; Pleuronectiformes; Paralichthyidae. The record is from RefSeq and is a predicted model, not a curated record. Gene Ontology annotation, biological process: skeletal muscle contraction; cardiac muscle contraction.